Candoia aspera is the source of this 2621-nucleotide messenger RNA. It is a transcript of the gene JPH4, whose product is annotated as junctophilin 4. NCBI's taxonomy places the organism in Eukaryota, Metazoa, Chordata, Lepidosauria, Squamata, Candoiidae. Gene Ontology annotation, biological process: regulation of synaptic plasticity. The record is from RefSeq and is a predicted model, not a curated record. Bases 367 to 2331 code for a protein of 654 amino acids. Gene Ontology annotation, cellular component: endoplasmic reticulum membrane; plasma membrane; junctional membrane complex. The transcript has 5 exons.
CGCUCGCUACCGCUAAAUAUUGGCCUCGCCCUACCGCUAGCUUCUUUCUGCUUCAGCAAACGGAGAACCUCAGGGACUGCCCUCGAGUCUUCUGUCUCCUUGUGGGUCCUUCUUGGUCUGUCGCCCAAAGAAAGUCAAAGCCGCUGGCGUUCGCAAAGUUUGAAUUGCAGUUUUAAUUGGAGGCCGCUUGGCUAGAGAAGGAAAAAGUCUGCCAGAUGUCUGGCGGUCAAAAAGGAGACAUGAAGGGCUGAAGUUUGUCUGGGUAGAGCAAAACCAUGUAGGAGCAACACAAGACGGGGAGCAGAGAUGUGCACAGGGACUCGGAGGUAACUGGAGCCCGACCGGCCGGGGAUAAACGUUACAUGAAUGUCCAACGGAGGCAGAUUCGAGUUUGACGAUGGAGGCUGCUAUGUGGGCGACUGGGAAGAGGGCCGGGCACAUGGCUACGGCGUGUGCACAGGCCCCGGAGCCCAGGGGGAGUACAGCGGGCGCUGGUGUCGCGGCUUUGAGUCUCUGGGCGUCUACACCUGGCCCAGCGGGAACACCUACCAGGGCUUCUGGAGCCAAGGCAAGCGCAGCGGCCUGGGCACGGAGUGCAAGAGCAAGUGGAGUUACAAAGGGGAGUGGUGCCACGGGCUGAAAGGGCACCUGGGCGUCUGGGAAAGCCACUCUGGAGUCAUCUAUGAAGGCGUCUGGCGUGAAGGCCUACAGGACGGAUAUGGCAUGGAAACGUACGCUGAUGGAGGUACUUACCAAGGCCAGUGGCAGGCUGGCAAGCGUCAUGGAUAUGGAGUGCGCCAGAGUGUCCCGUACCGUCAAGCCACCCUGGUGCGCUCCCCACACCGGACCUCCCUGGAAUCUCUCCACAGUGAGGCAGAUCCUAAUGCCCCUGUUGUACCACUCCCUCCUCCUCCUCUGCCGCCUCCACCACUCCCUGGGGACAGCCCUGCCUCAGGAUCCAGGGGUGGUUUUGUGUUAGCUUUUCCUGGAGAUCCAGACUUCCCCAAGGGGGUCAAGAAGAAAAGUGGGGGGUUCUUUCGGCGUUCCCUGCUCCUGAGCGGGCUAAGAGUGCGGAGGGCUGAAUCUAAAGCAUCCCUGGGCAGCAAGCGAGGGUCCCUCAAGAGUGAGGCAGGGGUGAGUUCGGCAGGAAGCGAGGCCACCACGCUCAGCUAUGCCGAGACCGAGCCUCCUGAGAUGCCUUCAACUCUGACCAUUGAAGGUUCUUCCACCGAGGUCUACGCGGGAGAAUGGCGGGCGGACCGGCGCAGUGGCUACGGGGUGAGUCGCCGCUCCAACGGGCUGCGGUACGAGGGCGAGUGGUUGGGUAACCGACGACAUGGGUACGGGCGCACCACCUACCCCGACGGCUCCAAAGAAGAGGGGAAGUACAAGCUCAACCGUUUGGUGAGUGGUAAGGUGAAGAACCUCAUCCCGCUUCGCCGGAGCAAAGUCAAAGAGAAAGUGGACCGAGCGGUAGAAGUCGCCAGAAGGGCAGUCAGCAUGGCCCGUCAGAAGCAAGAACUAGCCAUAGCAAGGGCUGCCGAUGCUCGUCUGAAGGCGGCCGCUGCGCUUGGGGCGGCUGAGAAGGCCCUGGAAGCUUCCCGUCUGGCCAAGAUUUUGGCCCAAGAAUUGCAGCCCAUUCUAGCUGAUUCAGAGCCACGGGGCCGGUUAGAUUCAGAAGGCACCGAGACCGAUUUCCAGGAAUACGACAGUCCCCGUAUCUACGAGAACGGCAUCACCCCUUCAGAUGUCACCCCGGAUCCAAGCUUACCGCCGAGCUACCCACCCACGCCGUUGCAACCCUGGCGGGGGGACCCUCAGCGGACUCGGCCCCCCUUGGAGAACGGGGGUCCUCGCCAGCACCUCCCCGAGGCCUCCGACGUGGAGGAUGAGUGGGGUUCGCGGGGCAGCUUCCCGUCUCGGACACCGCGGCUCGUCCCCAAGGGGCUGUGGGAGGAGGAACAGGGGCAGCUGAGCAGCUACGAGGCAGAGGAGGAGGAUUACGAGAGGAUGCCGCAGCACCCUCAGCUGGGCAGCCCUGCCAGCAACAGCUCGGGCAGCCUCCGGGAAGAGGAGGAGGAAGAGGAGGAAGAAGGGACCACUUCUAAGACUUAUCCGGGGGGGAUCCAGGAGGAUCCGGCACCCUUGGGUGCUCCUGCGGGUGCAGAGACGAAGAACGGGGAACAGCACAGCUCUUCUCUCAUGCUGGACAGAGGGGAGGCCCUCCGAGCAGUCCGAAGGGGGAGGCAGGGGUCUCACCUGUUGCUUGUUGCUGCGGUCCUGUUGAUCGAUGUGAGUCUGGCUUACCUGUUCUCGCUCCUCCUCGCCUGAGACGAGAUGACGGAGGCCGGGGGCCCACUUUUGACCCUGUUUCCUCCUACCCCCCCCAAAGAAGUUUGAUAAACUCUGAUCUCUGCCUCUCUUCCCCCCACCGCUCCCCCUCCCCGUCUCUUUUUUCACAUGUCUUUACUCACCCACCCAAUCCUGGCUGCCUCUUAACUAUAAACUUUCUAGAUCGUUUACAUAUAAAGGGCUCUCUUUCUACUGGAGAUUUUGAUUCCCCCCCUGCACUUUGCUGCCCCCCCCCAAAUGACGAACAUCUCCUUUUCCUGCUUCACCUG